Messenger RNA from Gadus morhua (Atlantic cod), 928 nucleotides. Its product is annotated as fucose mutarotase. Gene Ontology annotation, molecular function: fucose binding; racemase and epimerase activity, acting on carbohydrates and derivatives. NCBI's taxonomy places the organism in Eukaryota, Metazoa, Chordata, Actinopteri, Gadiformes, Gadidae. The transcript is spliced from 6 exons. Gene Ontology annotation, biological process: fucose metabolic process. Bases 97 to 576 code for a protein of 159 amino acids. The record is from RefSeq and is a predicted model, not a curated record.
CGCGGAUCCCAUCUGCCAGUACCGAUCUGAGGACGCGCACUGAUCCGGUGACCUGGCUGUUAUGAACCUCUUCCUCUCUCCACCGCGGCUGUCGAGAUGGUUCUGAAAGGGAUUCCCGCGGUGCUGUCUCCAGAGCUGCUCUACGCUCUUGCUAAAAUGGGCCACGGGGAUGAACUGGCUUUGUUUUCAGUUCUGGCCGACGUCAACUUCCCGGUGUCUUCUGUGUGUGGUCACGGUCCAAAGGAGAUAAGGGCUGACGGUCUGGGAAUCCCUCUACUUUUAGAAGCCAUUUUGAAACUUUUCCCUCUCGAUACUUUUGUUUCCUCUCCGGCUGCAGUGAUGGCCCUGGUUGAGGCAGACGUUAGGAGCGGUCUGGAAGUCCCUAUAUGGGGACGUUACAGCCAUCUUGUGAAUCAGGUUUUGCAGGAGCCGAAAUCCCUGGAACAAGUUGAGAUAUCCGCCUUCUAUCAGCGUGCUAAGAAAGCGUUUGCUGUUGUUGCCACAGGUGAGACGUCUCACUAUGGUAACCUGAUCUUGAAGAAGGGGAUCAUUCCCGCCGACCAACUGACGAAGUGAACGAGAAGCGUACGAGAUGAUCGCUCUGUCUUACUGCUUCUCUGUCUUACUGCUUCGCUGUCUUGCUGGUGCUCUGUCUUACUGCUGCUCUGACUUACAGCUGCUCUGUCUUACUGCUGCUCUGACUUACAGCUGCUCUGUCUUACUGCUGCUCUGUCUCACAUGCUGCUUUGUCUUACAGCUACCCAUCCCUUUCUUUGUGUGUCUGAGGAAGAUUGAUUUGAUUUUUCGUUGUCUGUGAUUGUGACAGUGAAUAUAUAUCUUUAUAACAAAAGGUGAAAUACAAUUUGAGUUGAAGGAAUUGUUAUUUAUAAAUAAAAAAACGUUAACGCGGAAAACAUCUUGUAUCUGA